Molecule: messenger RNA, 1718 nt
Organism: Drosophila arizonae
Lineage: Eukaryota; Metazoa; Arthropoda; Insecta; Diptera; Drosophilidae
Product: growth hormone-regulated TBC protein 1-A
Biological process (GO): regulation of GTPase activity
Molecular function (GO): GTPase activator activity; small GTPase binding
Source: RefSeq, a predicted model, not a curated record
AUUGAUAAGCAGCAAACAAUUAGCAAUUGUCAGCUAUUGUUACCAAAGUACUAUAAUCCCAACCUCAAUACUGCACUGCAAUCAGAGUGAAAGUCGAAACGUUAGGCGUGUGAUAAAAAUUUCCUUACCUACCGACCACCCACUGCUGCUGCUAUUUGUAAUGUUAUCAGUGCUCGAGGCGCGCUAAAAAACGCCUACAAAAACAACAAUUGAAGCAACAGCGACUGCUUAGGAAAUUCUGAAGGACAUUCGAUUUGAAGUUGCAGCAGUGGCAGUGGCAGCAACGGCCUGCGGAAGCGUCGAACGUGCACACAAUUCCAAAAAGCAAUUAAUGGGGGCCAUGAACCAAAAAGAACAACUGACAAACAGCAGCAGCAACAACAAGCACAACUGACUAACGGACAAAAAUCCGUUUAAAAACAAAGAAAAAUAGAAAAAAUUAAUAUUUAAUUUUACCAACUGAGCAAUAAAAACUAGUCAUAAUUCAUAUGGAAGCGACCGCAAGUUCCAAGUUCAGCGAUGUGGACGAGUACGGAUUUAAGCGUGGCGAUAAGUUCGAUUACAAGUUCUAUGGGAAGUUUAUGGAUGGUUAUUUAAAGAUAUUGACGCGCCGGMGAAUUAAAUGGGAGAAUUUACUUCAGCAGAAUCCGGAUUUCAGGAUGAUAAGUCCGAAAUUAAAGCGAUAUAUACGCAAGGGCAUACCAGGUCCAUAUCGCGCGGAUGUUUGGAUGAAAAUUAGUGGUGCCGAUGAGGCAAAGCAACGAAAUCCUAACCUUUAUCAUAGUUUAUUAAAUAUCGAGCAUUUCAACAAAGAAAUCUGCGAUUCCAUAUCAAUCGAUCUACCUCGAACGUUUCCCGACAAUAUCCACUUCGAUGCCAAGAAGGAGCGCCUCUUUAACAUACUCUGCGCUUAUGCGCAUCAUAAUCGAGAUGUUGGCUACUGCCAGGGUCUCAACUAUAUAGCCGGCCUGCUGCUGAUUGUCACCGAUGACGAGGAAAAGUCCUUCUGGCUGCUGAAGCAUAUCGUUGAGAAUAUAGUGCCGCAGUAUCACUCACAUAAUAUGGCCAAUCUGUUGCGAGACUUGGCUGUGUUCAGGGAGCUGGUCAUAAGACGUGUGCCGGCUGUUAACCGACACGUGGAAGACAUGAAUUUACCCUAUGCGGUGAUAGCCAGCAAAUGGUUCAUUUGCAUAUUUGCCGAAGUUUUGCCCGUGGAAACUGUGCUGCGAAUAUGGGAUUGUGUWUUCGCUGAAGGUUAUAAGAUUGUAUUUCGUGCAGCUUUGGCCAUGUUCAUUACACAUAAGAAUGAUAUAUUGCGCUGUGACGAUAUUGCGGCACUAGCCACCAUGUUUCGCGACCAUAUGAUACAGGAUAAUAUAGUCACCGACUGCCAUAGCUUUGUAGAAGCCAUGUUUUCCUUGCGUUUGAAACGCAAUGAGGUUGAGAGCUUGCGCAAAAUAGCUGUGCUAAAUGGAAACUAAGCAGUUAAUCAAAAUAGAACAAAAAGUAACAAGAGAAAAGACCCUCAUCAAAAUAAUAUGGAAACAAAAGAAAGCAAUCGUAAAAUUCAAUUAUUAGAGAUGUAGCUUAUGUGUCCAAUCCAUAUAUAUAUAUAUGUAAUAUUUUACGUGUGUAUUUGUGUAUAGCCUCAUAGUAGCCAAUGUAUUUUGAGUAUUAUUCGAAACAAAACUAAAUAUGAUACCAAAGUUAAAUUCCAA